AGGUCUAAGGGGAUGGUAUCAGAUAAUAGUGUCACUACAGCAAAAAUUGAAGGAUAGCUUAUAUUCAGCAAGAUUCUGUUGCUUGAAUGUAAGACCCACCCCAGAAAGGUGUCUUGGCAUUUCAGUACCUGUCCGUUAUAAAGGAAGAUGUCAAAAAUUGUGCUGAGACCAUCUCGUCUGGAGAAUCAGGCAGCUCAGCUGGAAUACUAUAGUUCUCCUGGGCUGCAGGAACAUAGUGAGGAGAAAAAAGAGGAGAAAGCUGUGUCAGAAAGUGAGCAGAGAACUCAGGAUCAUCAGCCCUCCAUCAUUCAGCCUCAGAAACCAGGUGGUAGUGCAGAAAAAGUCCAGGAUGGGAUCACUGAAAAAACAGCCUAUAUCUUUGGACAGAGAUUGGAUGAAAAGGUCCUCAAUGUUGAUUCAAAGAAAGAUGGACAUACAAGUGUCAUCCCUGUGCCAGCUGAUUCCUCUUCUUCAACAGAAGAUAAUGAGAAGACUGAGGAAUGUACAAGUAGUACUGGUGGAGGUGGUGAUGAAAAGAAUGGGAUGCUGUUCACUGAAGCAUUGAGAAAAGCCCAGCCCACAUUGGGGAAUCCUCAAGAUGACAAACAAUGCUCAUCUUCAGCUGACCAAUCCCCUUCCUGUUCCUCCUCAAAAGAUGUUGCACCAGUUACCACAGGGACAUCAACACCCAGGACAUUGAGCGAGAGUGCUAGACAUUACCAAGAUACCUGCUCAGCCCAGAAGCGCAAGUUUGAGGAAGUGGAGGUGAAAACAGGGGAAGAGGAAGAGGAGAACAUCCUCCAGGUGAAAGCCAAGCUUUACAUCUUUGAAGGUGGCAUCUGGGUGGAGCGUGGGAUGGGGACAGUGAGACUGAAUGAUUUCAAAAAUUCCUCUGCAUCUCGGAUUGUGAUGCGAUCCCAAGGAUCUCUGCGCCUGAUGCUAAACUCUAAAAUUUUCUCCAAUAUGUCUGUGGAUCGUGCAAGCACAAAGCAGAUCCGCUUCACAGCUCCUGACCUUGAAAACAAAACUGGAAUCAAAGUCUUCUUGGUCAAAGUCAGCUCUUCUCGUGAUGCAGAUGCUCUGGAAACCUGUUUGUCCUCCCGUAUUGACAAGGCCAAACAGACUGAUUCUGCUGUGGAGCCAAAACAUCAGAAGUGUGAAUAGCUUAGCCUGAAUCCCCUUUUCUCUUCUUGUUUAAAGCUAUUUGAUACUCUGCAUGCAUUCUAUCUCUGUUUUGGUUCAACUGAUAUUUUCAACCAGAGUUCGGCUGGAUUUUCAUCCAAUUAGGACUAGGGUUGAAAGUGGAGAGAAUGAGGAAGAAUGAGAGUGUAGUGUGAAGGUGUCAUUCUUGCAGCUCCUGUGAUACUGUAUCCUGCUUUGGAGUGGAUUUACCAUGUACUUCCAUUUCAAGGAAAUGAACAUCUUUGUGCCC
Darwinula stevensoni is the source of this 1432-nucleotide messenger RNA. Lineage: Eukaryota; Metazoa; Arthropoda; Ostracoda; Podocopida; Darwinulidae. The record is from the annotation of a GenBank genome assembly.